Molecule: messenger RNA, 4198 nt
Organism: Amoebophrya sp. A25
Lineage: Eukaryota; Dinophyceae; Syndiniales; Amoebophryaceae
Source: the annotation of a GenBank genome assembly
AUUUGCUGCUGCUGUGUUCAAUUACAUGAUCAAUACUAAAUCUACUCUUCUGGUGGUCGGCAUCAUUGACUUUAAUCCUAAAUGAUGAUGAUCGUCCACUUCCAAAGAUGAAAUGAUACUUGAAUCAACAUGUGGCACUUGUACUAGCGUUCAAUCGUUUUGCUUGGUUGCUCAGAUGCGGGUGACAGUGUCCUAAUACGAAAUCAUGUAGUCGACGGGGGACGCAAAAAGGGGACUGCGGUCCCGAGCGCGCAUCGCUGCUUCUUGAUCACGGAAGCAGCAGUGGUCAUCGCGCGUCGGUAGUGGCCCUUUUUUGUGCUGUCUGCGUGCUUCUGUUGUCGCGGUUACCCUGGUCCGAAUCCAGGUUCAGAAGAUACAAAUUCGAGAAGUCGAGGAAUCGUCAGUGUUGUAUUCGAGGGUAGAAGUGGCACGGCGGAACUUGCUUUCGUGAUUCUGACUCUUUGAUUCCGACCUGUCGUGCAGAAGCGCUGCGACGGAGGUGAGUGUAUGCGCUACGAAGGUGUGACUGUGCUGUGGCGCUUGUGUGCUUCGUUUCCCCCGGGACGCAAUAAUACAAGUACGCAAAGUUCUGCUUUUCCACAGUCUGUUGAUACGAGCCACUACUUCACGCUGGUACCGCCACACAAGACUGCGUCCUUGUCGCAGGUUAACAGUCGACUCUUUCCGCUUCAUCUGACUAGAAGUAGGCGGAACAGCAUCUGAUCUUGGCCAAAUCCUAUACCGCUCUUACAUUGUUGCUGUUCUCAUCAACCGACUAGCAGGCAUCUAGCAGAAUCGAACGCGAGCAUGGUGACCAUCGGUCCCUACACGCUGGGAGGCACCCUGGGUGUCGGCACCUUCGGGAAGGUGAAGUUGGCGGAGCAUCUGCUGACGGGGGAGAAGGUGGCAGUGAAAAUCAUCAAUAAGCUCAAGAUGGAGACUAUGAACAUGCACGAAAAAACAAGAAGGGAGAUUACGAUAUUGUACUUCUAGAUUUACUACUCAGUAUAAUAGGGUUUGUUCUAAAUUUCAUCGUCACGGAAAACGGAUUUCGAGUACUUCCAAAAAGACUCAUUUACUUCCAAAACCGUGUGGUACAACUGGUAUGUAAAAAUCAAUAUUUUAGUGUAGUUGAGGGCUACAUCAUUUCUAUGUUAGAAUCACGACGACAACCAUGCAAAUCGAUUUCACGACUUCUCAGCUCGCAAAUCAAUUUCACUUCUCAACCUGACGAACAUGUGAUAACAGGCAGCUCCUGAAGCAUCCACACGUUAUACGGUUGUACGAGUUGAUUGACACACCUUCAGACCUCUUCAUGGUGAUGGAAUAUGUGGCAGGAGGCGAACUCUUCGACCAUAUCGUACACAAAUUGCGACUGAGGGAGUCAGAUUAAGGCUGGAUGUUGGCUGGAUGUUCGCUGGAUGUUCUUAUUCUACUAUCCAACAUUUGCAUUUCUAAUAUCGAGGACGGCGUUUCUUCCAGCAAAUAGUCGCAGGCGUGGAGUAUUGUCACGGCAAUAAUGUGGUGCACCGGGAUUUGAAGCCUGAAAACUUGCUAUUGGACACAAACUUACAUGUGAAAAUAGCGGAUUUCGGGUUGAGUAAUCGGAUGAGGACAGGAGAGUUCCUGAAAACGAGCUGUGGCAGUCCCAACUACGCGUCACCAGAAGUCGUCAGUGGGAAAGGUGAUCAUGAUACAUGUUGACUAUGAGGAGGACGAGUUGCUGCUUAGGUAUGAUCGAGCUACACGAUCGAAGCAUUGACCACUAGAAAGCUUGUGUGAAUAGUUGUUGAAGAAAAGACACAUUUAUCUUGGCCUUUCAGUCUGACAGAAAUAGCUGUCUCUCUCUUUUUUUUUCACCAUUAAAGCAAACAAAUCACAAACUCAGCCUACGCCGGUCCGGAGGUCGACGUGUGGAGCUGCGGCGUGGUGUUAUAUGCUCUUCUGUGUGGUAGCUUGCCAUUUGAUGAUGAGAAUGUGCCGAACUUAUUCCGGAAAAUCAAGCAUGGGAAUUUCACACUGCCAGGACACUUGACGAACGAAGCAAAGGACCUCAUCGUGCAAAUGCUUGUGGUGGAUCCGACAAAAAGAAUAAACUUCCCGCAGAUACGCAGCCACAAGUGGUUUAAGGUACUACAUGACGAUGCUUUUAUUAAGGUCUACCUGAUUAUUUGGCAUUUUCUUACGGUGACGAUAAUUUCAACUUUUCUGCAAGUCUCUGGAGCGCGCACCUACCGCGGGCAGCGUUCCUGAGUCAAGAGCGCCGCUUUGCCAAGCCCAACCCAAAAGACCUCACCCACCAUUUCUGUUAAUGGUGGGUGAGGUCUUUUGGGUUGGGCUUGGAGGCGCGGCGCUUUUGCCGGCCAACGCGCGCCCGCCGCUUGCAGAAUAGCUGAGUUGGCUGCUGGUCACGAGAGCAGAGGAUGAUGGCUGCGCCUUUCUUUGCGCGAGUCGGCGCGACUGACUUGAAGCCACGCACGGUGCCGGGUGGGCUUCGGUGUGGCGUUUGUGUCUGCUCCCGGCCGGCUCUGGCGGCCGUCGGGGCUGGUGGUGCUUGAGGCCCGCCCCUGCUCAGGCGUCACCGUUUUACAGCGACAGACCCCGGCCUCUACGUUAGCUACCCAAUUAAUCGGGAGGAAAGGCUCCUUGUUUAAAGUAACUUCACCAUCGUGAAUGUGCCUACAGGUGAAUCUCCCCGACUAUCUAUCCGCCGGCCCGGUCUUGAGUAGGAGAGAGGGCACAAACGUGCAGGCCGAGCUUGAUGAGGGGAUAAGAAGAGACAUGGAAGAAUUAGGAAUCGAGAUGACGGACAAAGCCCUAUUCGGAGACCUCAGUUCUGACGAAAGAGUGGUCUAUCACUUACUCCUCAACAGGAGAUCAAAGCGGUCAAGCUUCACGGAUUUACUUCCAGUGCACCACAAAAAUGCGAGUAGCCCAUUGGUUUUGCUGAACGAGACGACAGCGAAGGAACUGGUAGGUGGUUUUGUUGUGGAUCUUCGAGAUUUGAUAUGCGAAUUUUUCAUACGUAUAGAUUCAAUGAAGUUGUGGAUUUUUUUGGUAACAAGAAAAGAAAGACAUCAGCAGUGUUUCUUGAGAUGACAUAAACAUUGCUCAUGGCGACUGCUUGAAAUCACAAACUAAUCAUUUACAUUGCUCAGGCCAAAGAGUACCAGUUUGAGAAAGUGCCGCCUAUUAUUCCUGCAGCCGGUGAUACGCGUUUUCAGCGAGGAGGUGGCGGUCCGCACACCAUCAACAUACCACAGAACGUAGUUUCUCAGACGUGGGGUCCAAGCCGCUUCAGACUAGGGUUCGAAUUCGGCUUAGAGUCCCUACUUCUAUUGAGGGAAAUAUUUUCCGUUCUACAAAGGAACGACUACGAGUGGUGUAUUCUAGGAGCAUGGAGGCUGAGGUGUAGAAAAAAAUCGUCGGGGAGUACGAAAAACAUGCAAUUCGCUCCGCCAGAUAGAGGAAAAGGGUUUAUGGUGAAAGGCUAACGUUUCUAGCAGACAACCAAUUUUCAGAAAUCUAUCACUGACCUUUUUCUUUACCCAUCUGGUAUCCGUUUCAAGAAAUGACAACUUCUUUUCAUUCUCUCCAUUUUCCAAUCGUUCUUGUGCUCAUCCUCUCUACCUCCUCUUUCCUCCUCCUCUUUGCUUCUCCUCCUCUUUCCUUCUCCUCCUCUUUCCUUCUCCUCCUCUUUACUUCUCCUCCUCUUUACUUCUCCUCCUCUUUCCUUCUCCUCCUCCUCCCCCUCCUGGUUAAGGAAGCGGGUAAACGAACCCUAGACUAAACCUUUUCCUACGUCCCUCUUCGUCGAAUAAGCUUUCAGCGGAACAAGGGAAUGGUGUUAGACUAAGUUGUGCGGAAUGCCGUUAGUGACUAAGUGGUGCUUUCAUAUGUUAGACUAAGUGCUUUCAUACGUUCCUCUUCGUCAGCGGAAGUGAAUGCCGUAGUCCAGGUCCAAGUGUAUAAGAUCAAUACUGGUCGUUACCUAGUGGACGCCUUGCUCGGAAACGAGACGUGCACAACACUUCCCGGAACCUUGAGCGUGGUAAACCUCAUGAAAACGUUGUUGACGAGUCCGGUUUUGGCGCAGAGCUUGAUUACGGAUCAGGUACUAGUAUUCUACUUAUCAUUUACGGAUCAGGUACUAGUAGAUGGCGCAGAGCUUGAUUACGGAUCAGGUACUAGUAGAUGA